CAAAUACGACAAAUUGAUGCCAAAAACGCCUUUCUUCAUGGCGACUUGAAUGAAAUAGUCUACAGGAAGAAACCAGCCGGUUUCAUGGACAAGGCUAACCCAAAUCAUGUGUGCCUUCUUCACAAGGCCCUGUACGGCUUAAAGCAGUCACCCCGCACCUGGUUCGAUAAGUUCAGUAACUAUAUCAUCGAAUUUGGGUUCGUUUGUAGCUACAAAGAUCCCUCUCUCUUCAUCUACUCUCAUGGAAAGAAUGUCAUCAUGCUCCUUCUCUAUGUUGACGAUAUGCUUAUCACCAGAAACAACUCAUCAGUUAUGGAGACAUUCCUAGAUGAACUCAGCAAACAAUUGAAGAUGAAGGACUUGGGGCAAAUGCACUACUUCCUUGGUAUCCAAGCUACCUUCCACGCUAAAGGCCUUUUUCUCAAUCAGCAGCAGUAUGCUAAAGAUAUACUCGCUGUAGCAGCAAUGUCAGAUUGCAACCCUGUGGCCACACCACUACCCACUCAGCUCAAUCAGAUUCCGCAACAUAUGGAGCUGUUCUCGGAUCCAACCUACUUUCGGAGUCUCACAGGGAAGCUCCAGUACCUGACAUUAACAAGACCUGACAUUCAAUACUCUGUCAACUACAUAUGUCAGAAAAUGCACUCUCCAUCUAUCUCGGAUUUCUAUCUACUCAAUCGAAUCCUCAAAAUCAUUAGGGGAACGACAAAACUGGGAAUUAACUUCACAAGUGAAACAGAUUUUGCGGUGAAGGCUUACAGUGAUAGUGAUUGGGGCGGUUGCUCCUCCACUCGUCACUCCACAGGAGGCAUUUGCACCUUCCUUGGCCCGAAUCUCAUCUCGUGGUCGUCUCUGAAACAAAAUUCAGUCUCCCGCAGCUCGACUGAAGCUGAAUACAGAUCAUUGUCUGAAACCGCAACAGAACUCCAUUGGAUUGGUUCUGUCAUGCGUGAACUUGGGAUUCCUAUGAAGACUACUCCGGAACUUGUAUGGUGAUAAUCUCUCAUCUGUGCAUCUCACCGCUAACCCGGCGUUCCACAAGCGAUCGAAGCACUUUGAGAUUGACUAUCACUAUGUCAGAGAGCGUGUGGCUCUCAAAGCUCUCGUCGUUCGCCACAUUCCGGCUCGCCUCCAGCUCGCCGAUAUCUUCACCAAGUCUCUCCCAGCAGCGGCGUUUCAAAGUCUCCGAUACAAACUUGGCGUCGUCGAACCUCCGUCGCAAAGUUUGAGAGGGGCUAUAGGAACGCAACAGUCAAGUGAGCAAAACGGCACUGUUUUGCCACUGCGCUUCACUGCAUAGCAGAAGGGCAAGGCCAUUCUGAUCCAAUCAGAUGGUAAAGCCCAAGUUCCGCAAAAGCCCAUCAACCAACUCGCCAAGGUUUUGUCAUCAUCCAGUCAACAAGGAUCCCAACGGUCGAAGAUUGCUAAAAGCAGCGUACACAAGCCAGCUGCUACUCGUACGACUGAACGAGCGCAUAUGAUCGAGCUGUCGAAUCCAUUCUCAGCCUUAGAUGAUCUCAUAGACACCUGAUGAUGACACCUGUGCGUGCUCUAAGGUUUUGCAUUUUCCUGUAUAAAAAGACCAACUUUGUAUGAGAACAAAUCAAGGAAAUAAAAGUUUAUCAAAACAAAACUUUAUCUUCUUCACUUUCCUUUAGUGCUCUGAGACGCAGCAACAACAAACCAAACGCAGUGGUGCUCGUGGUGGUGAUUCACGGAGCGUAAAGGUGGUCUCAUUCAUCACCUGUAUCCACCUUGUCUCCAACUUCUCUCUGUCAUCACCUCUCUCUCUCUCUCUCUCUCUUUGUGUUUUGAUUCUGACACAGAAGUUGAUGAGGCAGAAGAAGAUGGUGUUUGUUGGUGUUACGGCUGAGAAGAUUGGUGUUCAAGGCGAGUAGCAGUUACAUUGGCGGUGGUGCAGUGGUGGCCAACCGCCUAAGAAGAAGCUCCGGUGUGGCAAGAUUGACAGCGGUAAAGGCAGGCUGAGAUUGAAGGAGGAGGACGCUUGCUGAGAUUGACGGCGGAGAUAAAUCAUUGACGGCAAAGAGGAUUAGGUUUAGGUUUCUCUGGUUUAGUUGAGGUUUAUUUGGUUUACUUUAUUUUUAAAUUUUGGUUUAGUUUUGUAAACCAGAAAUUCUGUAAACCGAUUUUAAUUUAUCAAUAAAAUUUAUUUCAUUUUAAUUA
This is a messenger RNA of Brassica napus (rape), 2184 nucleotides long. RefSeq lists its product as uncharacterized. The record is from RefSeq and is a predicted model, not a curated record. NCBI's taxonomy places the organism in Eukaryota, Viridiplantae, Streptophyta, Magnoliopsida, Brassicales, Brassicaceae. The annotation marks the transcript as partial. The transcript has a single exon.